Pygocentrus nattereri (red-bellied piranha) is the source of this 3631-nucleotide messenger RNA. RefSeq names its product solute carrier family 39 member 4 (gene slc39a4). The coding region runs from base 57 to 2090 and encodes 677 amino acids. The transcript has 13 exons. Gene Ontology annotation, biological process: intracellular zinc ion homeostasis; zinc ion import across plasma membrane. NCBI's taxonomy places the organism in Eukaryota, Metazoa, Chordata, Actinopteri, Characiformes, Serrasalmidae. Gene Ontology annotation, cellular component: membrane. The record is from RefSeq and is a predicted model, not a curated record. Gene Ontology annotation, molecular function: zinc ion transmembrane transporter activity.
GGGACCAAUCAGGAUCGAGUGGAGAGGGCACGAGGAGUCUCUACCUGAGCAGCCCAAUGGAGAACCGGAGCAGAGCUUUCCUCGGCUUUCUGAUCUGCCUCGCGUGCUGCUCUGAGUCGUACGGCGCCAGACUGGACGCGUACGGGAAGGUGGUCAGCCUGCUGUCCCCGGGCGAAGACGACCUGAGUGAAAGCGCCGUCCGCUCCUUUUUCAAGCUGCUGGAGAAACGUGUGCAAUGGGCCGAUGUGUCGUGUGAAAAGUCCCUGCUGGAGGAGAACAUAGGCCAGUUGGUCAGUAACUACACCAGCUCCAGUGGCCUGCAGGUGGAAGGCUUUUUCAAGGUGGCUGCUGCUUGCUGUCUGUUCCUCAGCUCACCUUCAAACACCUGCAUGGCCAUACAUGAGGGUCGCUGGGCACAGGAGACAGACCACUUCAUCCAAUCAAUCCUAGCCCACAGUGACCAUGGUGACAGUCAUGAGGAAGGGGUUAGCCUGGGAACAGAAGGUUUGGAGGAAUUACUUCAUGAUAUGGGAGAGUAUUACCUCCCUGACAGGCAUGAUGAGCCCUGUCUCUCACUCACUGACAUCCUACAAGAAAGCAAUAUGACUGACAAACACCAUCAAGACGCUGACCCACACACCAACCUGGACACAGUGUUGGGCAUUAUAAUCUAUCAUGUAUUGCGGGGAGACUGCCUGAUGGCUCACAGCCUUCCAGACAAGGAGUUCUUCAUGGAUUACAUAUUCAGCCACUUCAGCUCAGGCAACAUCACUGUUACAGACCUCAAUAAUUUGAUGAAUGCUCUGAACCUUGGUCACUUGAGAGGGAACAGUGAUCAUGACCAUGACCAUGACCAUGACCAUAGUCAGGAGGUCCACGAUGGUGGAGAGGGCCUCAGGCACAGUCACGAGGAGUCUCUACUCUCCAACAGCAGCUGGGACAGGAUGUGUUUCAGUGCACAGGAGCUGUUGAGGAUCUACCAGCUGAACAGCUCAGGACUCAGCAGAGAUCAGUUCACCCAGCUAAGCCCUGCCCUGAUCCAGCAACUCCUCAGUAAAGCCUGUGUUGAGACCAGUCCUACUACAGACCCCACCAACAACAGCCUCAGCAUCACUGAGCGCUAUGUGUACGCCACCUUGGCCAACAUAGUGAUCUGUCUUGUGGCCAUGUUUGGGAUUGUGGUGCUGCUUUGUACUUCUUGCAGCAACCUCUUCCAAAUCUGCAUCCAGUUCUGCAUAAGUCUGGCUGUGGGCUCACUGACCGGAGACGCACUGCUGCAUCUCCUUCCCACGUUUUUGGGCCUCCAUGUGCACGGGCAGGGACGGAGUGAUGGACACGACCAUUCAGAGGAAAACUUGACUUAUAUCUUCAAGCUGCUGGUGGUUUUAGGAGGAAUCUACUACUUUUUCCUGAUGGAGAAGAUCUUCUCAAUCAUCUCACGCAAAAACAGCGAGCCACAUCAUCACGGAGAGGAAGGAGAUCCACACCACUGUGACCACGGCAAAGUCCUGCAGAUGUACCAGAGAGAGAAAAAGAACAAGUUGUCCACUUCACAAGCUGAUCUGGUCGAUGGGGAAAACAAUGUUAAGUCCUUCCCAGAAGCAGCCCCUCGCACAAGAGAACAGAAACUGCUCCCAUACAUGAUCACUAUCAGUGAUGGCAUCCACAACUUUGCGGAUGGUCUGGCUAUGGGGGCGGCCUUCUCACUCUCCUGGCGCUCAGGACUGGCCACGUCUCUGGCUGUGCUGUGCCACGAACUGCCACAUGAGCUGGGUGAUUUCGCUGUGCUGCUGCACUGUGGAGUGUCGGUGAAGAAAGCUCUGCUGCUGAAUGUUGGGAGCGCGCUUACCUCCUUUAUCGGACUCUACAUUGCACUUUCAGUCUCUACAGAUACUGUAGCCAAAGAGUGGAUAGCAGCAGUGACCACAGGCCUGUUCCUAUAUGUGGGGCUUGCAGAUAUGCUCCCCUCCAUGAUCCAUGCAGACAGCAAGAGGCCAUGGCUGAUGUUUGCGUUGCAGAACUUGGGGCUACUGACCGGCUGGGGCAUUCUACUGUUGCUGUCCUUUUUCGAGGACAAGAUAGGCGUCUAGACAUGCUGUUUUGAGGUGUGAUGGUUAGUUUCAUUUAGGUCUUGCCUCUGUUUCACAGUUUAAAAAGCACCUUCCAAUUCAAAAAAGUAAAAGCACACAAAGGAACACAAAUUCUUGUGAAAUGGCGGAGAAGCCGAUGAUGUCCAGUGACAUGGAGUGGCCAUUUAUCCUGGCAAUUUGGCAAAGACUUGUAGAGAAAUAUGACUGGUGUGUUGGAUCACCCAGUGUUCGCACAUAAGUUGUUUGAAGUUCAUGUUGUUAAAUCAACAUGGUUAUUCAAUAGCAUAGAAAAACCAGUACUGUGGAAAAAGUGACACCACCCCUCAAUUAUUUCAUUUCCAGUCAAAGCAAAUAGAGAUAUUUCUGAAGAGAUCAGAUGGAAGAUAAUCCUCCUGCAUAAGAAAGAAGAGAGUCAAAAAAGUGAAAGACAGGGGACUGCAAGGACUGGUAGACCACCCAAACCGGCCCAUCAGAUAAACAUUAGUUUAAGCUUUUAUCUUUGAGAGAGUCUAGAAAACCCAAGCUAUACCCUUGGUUCAGAUCUCUUAUAGAAAAGUCACAUAUAUUUCACAUGUGAAGUGUACAAAAAUCACAUGUGUACAAGUAAUCACAUAUUUUUUUUACAUGAGAGGUUCUCAUUAUAACACAUAGUGUUUAUUCACUUAUUUAUGUGAAAUUCAUGUGAGUUUUCUGUAAAGGAUAUAUAGUCGUCAAUAAGCUGUUACCGACAAAUUUGCGAAUCAAAGAAAAAAGACGCUGAUGUUCUAGGAACAAAGGACUGACUGUCCCAGAGUCCAGACCUCAACAUCACUGAAUGUGUUUGGGAUUACUUGGAUUGGAAAAUAGAGCCAACUUCUAAGACCGAACUUUGUAGCAAAUCAUUGUUGCAAAUUACUUUGAAAAACUGCCAACAAGCCUCCUGAAAAAAAGAAGCUGUAAUGAAGGUAAAAGGUGGACACCAAAAAAUGUUAGAUUUAGUUGUUGAGGCCUGAUAUUCUCUUAAGAUUUCAUUUUCUGCUCUUUUUUAAAUAAAUGAGAGUGAUCUCUGACUUUUGCACAGUACUGUACAUCAGAUUACGACAGUUUAACUUGACAUCUGAUGUUUUCUGGUUCUGUCACUCAAAGUUGGAGAAAUGAAGACAUUUUGUGCUUUUGUUUGUGUAACUGCUUUAUUUACUGUGAGAUCUGUCCCAUUAUGCACUUUUCUUGUUGCUGUUGCUUGUUGCAAUUGUAUGAUGGUGUAAGGUGGGUUCCUAUAUAUUGUUCUCGUGAGUCUGUCUUUUUCUGUUAAUAGCAUAAGAAUUGCAGGUAGUGGGUAUUUCUGAUGGAUAUUUUUCUAGUUUCUCCUUCUAUUGUUUCUAGUUUCUAGUUAGUUUUCUAACUGGCCAAAGACAAAUAUCUGAGAAUGUAGGAAACCACUGUUAAAGUUUGUUUGAGAUAUAUGUGAGGUGGCACUGGAGGCCUUUAGCAUGCAUUGUUAUAUAUUUAAAUUUGUAAUAUGCUUUUUAAGACAACUCUAAAUAAACACAAAUGAACUGGAA